This is a messenger RNA of Rangifer tarandus platyrhynchus (Svalbard reindeer), 3120 nucleotides long. Lineage: Eukaryota; Metazoa; Chordata; Mammalia; Artiodactyla; Cervidae. The record is from the annotation of a GenBank genome assembly.
AUGGCUUUCACGAAUUACAGCAGUCUGAAUCGAGCUCAGCUAACCUUUGAAUAUCUACAUACAAAUUCAACCACUCAUGAAUUCUUGUUUGGUGCUCUUGCUGAACUAGUUGAUAAUGCAAGAGAUGCUGAUGCCACGAGAAUUGAUAUUUAUGCAGAAAGGCGGGAGGACCUUCGAGGAGGAUUUAUGCUCUGUUUUUUGGAUGAUGGAGCGGGAAUGGAUCCAAGUGAUGCUGCCAGCGUGAUCCAGUUUGGGAAGUCGGCCAAGCGAACGCCUGAGUCCACCCAGAUUGGGCAGUACGGGAACGGGUUAAAGUCGGGCUCGAUGCGCAUCGGGAAGGAUUUCAUCCUCUUCACCAAGAAGGAAGACACCAUGACCUGCCUCUUCCUGUCACGCACCUUUCAUGAGGAGGAGGGCAUUGAUGAGGUGAUAGUCCCAUUGCCCACUUGGAAUGCUCGAAACCGGGAACCUGUCACAGAUAACGUGGAGAAGUUUGCCAUCGAGACAGAACUCAUCUACAAAUAUUCUCCCUUCCGCAAUGAAGAGGAGGUGAUGACUCAGUUCAUGAAGAUUCCUGGGGACAGCGGAACGCUGGUAAUCAUCUUCAACCUCAAACUCAUGGAUAACGGAGAGCCAGAGCUGGAUAUAAUCUCAAAUCCAAGGGAUAUCCAGAUGGCAGAGACUUCCCCAGAGGGCACCAAGCCAGAGCGCCGCUCCUUCCGUGCCUACGCUGCCGUGCUCUAUAUUGAUCCCCGGAUGCGGAUCUUCAUCCAUGGGCACAAGGUGCAGACCAAGAGGCUCUCCUGCUGCCUGUACAAGCCCAGGAUGUACAAGUACACAUCAAGCCGGUUCAAGACCCGUGCGGAGCAGGAGGUGAAGAAAGCUGAGCACGUGGCGAGGAUUGCUGAAGAGAAGGCACGGGAGGCAGAGAGCAAAGCUCGGACGUUGGAAGUGCGCCUAGGCGGAGAUCUCACGCGGGACUCCAGGGUGAUGUUGCGACAGGUCCAGAACACAGCCAUUACUCUGCGCAGGGAAGCCGACGUCAAGAAGCGGAUCAAGGAGGCUAAGCAGCGAGCACUUAAAGAACCUAAGGAACUGAACUUUGUUUUCGGGGUCAAUAUUGAACACCGGGACCUGGAUGGAAUGUUCAUCUACAACUGUAGCCGCCUGAUCAAGAUGUAUGAGAAAGUGGGCCCACAGCUGGAAGGUGGCAUGGCAUGUGGUGGGGUUGUUGGGGUCGUCGAUGUGCCCUACCUGGUCCUGGAGCCCACACACAACAAGCAGGACUUUGCGGACGCCAAGGAGUACCGGCACCUGCUGCGGGCCAUGGGGGAGCACCUGGCACAGUACUGGAAGGACAUCGCCAUUGCCCAGCGGGGAAUCAUCAAGUUCUGGGAUGAGUUUGGCUACCUCUCUGCCAACUGGAACCAGCCCCCAUCCAGUGAGCUGCGCUACAAGCGGCGGCGAUCCAUGGAGAUCCCAACCACCAUCCAGUGUGAUCUGUGUCUGAAGUGGCGGACACUCCCCUUUCAGCUGAAUUCUGUGGAGAGGGAUUACCCUGACACUUGGGUUUGCUCCAUGAACCCUGAUCCUGAGCAGGACCGGUGCGAGGCCUCUGAGCAGAAGCAGAAGCUCCCCCUGGGGGCACUGAGAAAAGACCCGAAGACGCAGGAGGAGCGGCAGAAGCAGCUGACGCAGAAAAUCCGCCAGCAGCAGGAGAAGCUGGAGGCCCUGCAGAAAACCACACCCAUUCGCUCCCAGGCUGACCUGAAGAAACUGCCCUUGGAAGUGACCACCAGACCUUCCUCUGAGGAACCUGCACGUAGACCUCAGCGUCCUCGGUCGCCUCCUUUACCCGCUGUGAUCAAGAAUGCCCCGAGCAGACCCCCUUCCCUUCAAGCUCCCAGGCCAGCCAGCCAGCCCAGAAAGGCUCCUGUCAUCAGUAGCACCCCAAAGCCUGCUGCCCCGGCCGCCCGGGAGGUGGCCAGCACUUCCCGGCUACUCCAGCCUCCCGAGGCACCCCGGAAGCCUGCCAGCACUCCGGUUAGGGCUGCGUCCUGGCCCAGCCCACCGGUGCAGCCACCGUUGCCAUCUCCCCAGCCCAACUCCAGGAGCCCUCGGGAGGUCCCUUCCCCCCGAGCCCUGAAGACUCCAGUGGUCAAGAAGCCAGAGCUGCCCGCUAAACUCUCCCCGGCCACUCCUGGUCGGAAGCGGAGCCUCGGGGUCUCUGAUGAGGAAGAAACAGAGGAAGAGGCUGAGAAGAGGAAGGAGCGGUCCAAGAGGGGCAAGUUUGCUGUGAAGGAGGAGAAGAAGGACCUGAAUGAGCUCUCAGACAGCUCUGGGGAAGAGGACUCGGCUGACCUCAAGAGCGCUCAGAAAGAUAAAGGGCUGCACGUGGAGGUGCGUGUGAAUAGGGAGUGGUACACAGGCCGUGUCACAGCUGUGGAGGUGGGCAAGAAUGCGGUGCGGUGGAAGGUGAAAUUUGACUAUGUGCCCACGGACACAACACCAAGAGACCGCUGGGUGGAGAGAGGCAGCGAGGACGUGCGGUUGAUGAAGCCCCCGUCCCCAGAGUAUCAGAGCCCGGACACACGUCAGGAGGGCAGGGAAGAGGUGGUGGCGGCGGUGGCCCCAGCAGGGGACUCGGUGGCCCAGCAGGCUAUAGCCACGGCAGAGCCCUCCACCUCAGACUGCAUCCCCAUCGAACCUGACACCACCGCCCCCAGCACCAACCACGAGACCAUUGACCUCCUCGUCCAGAUUCUUCGGAAUUGUCUACGGUACUUCCUGCCUCCAAGUUUCCCCAUCUCUAAGAAGGAGCUGAGUGCUAUGAAUUCAGAUGAGCUGAUAUCGUUUCCUCUGAAAGAGUACUUCAGGCAGUAUGAGGUCGGGCUGCAGAACCUGUGCCACUCCUACCAGAGCCGCGCCGACUCGCGGGCCAAGGCUUCUGAGGAGAGCCUGCGCACCUCCGAGAGAAAGCUGCGUGAGACGGAGGAGAAGCUGCAGAAGCUGAGGACCAACAUCGUGGCACUCCUGCAAAAGGUGCAGGAGGACAUAGACAUUAACACAGACGACGAGCUGGAUGCCUACAUCGAGGACCUGAUCACCAAGGGGGACUAG